AUGACGAAAACGCCGGUCCAUCGCCUACUACAUCCGACGCGCCUCCUCAUCAACCUGACCGGUCUUGCCGGCUCUUCCAACACAACCGGCGACGACCAGAAGAAGCUCGACGUGAUCGGCAAUGAUAUCUUCGUCUCCGCCAUGCGCGGCUCCGGCAAGUGCCGCAUCCUCGUGUCCGAGGAGGAGGAAGAGGUGAUCAAGUUCGACGAGCACCCGAACGCCCGCUACGCCGUGGUCUGCGACCCCAUCGACGGCUCCUCCAACCUGGACGCCGGAGUCUCCGUCGGCACCAUCUUCGGCAUCUUCCAGCUCCCCGACGAGAUCCUGGGCGCCGGCAAGACCGUCGGCCCCGAGGCCCUCCUGUUGCCCGGCACCCAGAUGGUCGCCGCGGGCUUCACCAUGUACGGCGCCUCUGCGCAGCUGGUCAUUACCAUGCGCGGCGGCGGCGUGCAAGGCUUCACCCUCGAGAACUCGCUGGGCGAGUUCAUCCUGACCCACCCCAACAUGCAGCUCCCUCCCAAGCGCUCCAUCUACUCCGUCAACGAGGGUAACAGCUCGUACUGGGACAAGUGGUGCACGGAGUACUUCCACUCCCUCAAGUUCCCUGCCGAGGGAAAGCCUUACAGUGCCCGGUACAUCGGAUCCAUGGUUGCAGAUGCCUACCGAACCCUGCUCUACGGUGGUAUCUUCGCCUAUCCCGCUGAUAGCAAGACGCCCAAGGGCAAGCUGCGGAUUCUGUACGAGUGUGCGCCCAUGGCCAUGCUGUUCGAGAAUGCGGGCGGUAUGGCGGUCAACUCCCGCAUGGAGCGAUUGCUGUCUGUCGUACCAGAGAGCAUUCACGACCGUAGCGGUGUGUUCCUUGGAUCGAAGGAUGAGGUACAGAAGGUCAUCGAUACCUACAACAAGUACCACUAG
Molecule: messenger RNA, 915 nt
Organism: Penicillium chermesinum
Lineage: Eukaryota; Fungi; Ascomycota; Eurotiomycetes; Eurotiales; Aspergillaceae
Gene: fbp1
Product: fructose 1,6-bisphosphate 1-phosphatase
Exons: 2
Coding region: 1-915 (304 amino acids)
Biological process (GO): fructose metabolic process; gluconeogenesis; fructose 6-phosphate metabolic process
Cellular component (GO): cytosol; cytoplasm
Molecular function (GO): fructose 1,6-bisphosphate 1-phosphatase activity
Source: RefSeq, a predicted model, not a curated record